This is a messenger RNA of Calliphora vicina (urban bluebottle blowfly), 6802 nucleotides long. It is a transcript of the gene Ice1, whose product is annotated as Interacts with the C terminus of ELL 1. Lineage: Eukaryota; Metazoa; Arthropoda; Insecta; Diptera; Calliphoridae. The record is from RefSeq and is a predicted model, not a curated record. Bases 1 to 6642 code for a protein of 2213 amino acids. The transcript is spliced from 3 exons.
AUGGAUGAUAUUAACUUGGAUUUUUUAAAAACACCCCCUAAGCAAAGUCAGCCAGUUGCACGGACUCCAAGUCCAUUUGUUUACAAUGGACUUGAUGUCAGAUUUGGCAAAAAGAAACUUGGCUCCAGGAAAUUUGAAAUGGCCCAAUCUAUAGCUAAAGUGGAUGAGUUGGUGCAGGAAAUUGAUAAAAUUAGAAGCCAAAAUAAUGAAUUACAACUACGGCUAAAAGAUUUCCAGAAAACAGCACAACAAGUACAAGAUCUCUACAGCAAAGAAAAGCGCGAACAUACAAUAGCAAAACAAUACUUGGAGAAAUUACAAACAGAAUAUAAGAAAAUCGAUGUGGAUUUGACAAAUAAGACUAUGGUUAAUGACCAAAUAAAGGCACGUUUGGCAGAGUACGAAGGGAGACCUAUAAAUUUUAAUAACUUGGUGGUAAAGUAUGUAAAAAUUAUGAAUAAAUUAGAAGGCGAAGACAUACUAAAAUAUUCAUCUGAUAAAGAUUUAGUCGAAAGGCUAAGAGAAUAUUGUGCGGCCACGAAACUUAAAAUUCCACCUGUUAAUAGCCCAAGAAAACAUAAAACAAGGGGACAUAAAGUUAAAACUCAGGAAUCGUUUGUGCAGUGUAAUCUAUUAGAAGAUAUUUCAUCUCUACAAAAAGAGACUUGCGUAUCUAGUACUAAGAAACCUAAAAUGCAAGAUCAAAAUAUACAAUGUUCUCUACAAAAUCAGGAUUGGCUAUCUAGUACUAAGAAAGAAUGCUUAAUUUGUACUAAAAAACCUAAAAUGCAUGAUCAGAAUACACAAUGUUCUUCAACAACAAAACGUGACCAGGCCUCUCAGUAUAUUAGUACAAUGAUUACCCGGCAAACAAAUACCGAAAAGAUUAUACAAAAACAUGUACAAACCAUGUUUCCUGAACCACAAAAAAUGCCCGCAAUUGAUGAUAUAUUAAAUGUCUAUUCAAGAUGGUCUAAUAUAAGAUCUGUAUCACCACUGCUAGAGUCUCCCUCACGUAUACGGAAAGAUAUUUCGACCAAGACAACAUCUACAGGCACCUGCACAAUGUUGUGUAAUAUAAGGCGAAAAAUUGAUUAUCUACCACCAAAUAGUUCGUCCAACAUAAAACAAGAAAUAGUUACACCUUCUGCCUCACCUACACCAACUUCAAAUCCUAUAUUAACGAAUAGAGCCAGAGUGUCUUCACACUCUAAUAACGUUUCCAAUAGCAACAUAAAUCCUAGCCAAUUCAGUAGCUCAAUAUUAAAUAUAUUCAAUGCUAACACAAAUUCAGCUCUUGGUCAAUUGUCAUCUAAUGCUUUUAAUGAACUAUGGCAAAUAUUUGGUAAAAUGCUAUUGAGUUUAUUACAAUCAAGCAAUGCUGGCAUUGCACAAUCAAAUCAAAAUUCGGGCAUAAAUCAACAACAGUUUCUCGAUUGGUUGCUAGAGCUGUAUAUGAGUUCUCAGCCACAAAAUACAGCCUCAACACAAACACAAACUUUGGAACAAAUGGAUUCUACUGGCUCUAGGAGUCCCAUAUGUUUUAACGAAUCUUCGAUGUUGUCAACGAACGUUGUGAGACCUGAAGCUCAAAAGACCUUGCCCGCAAGAACAAAUACCGAAGAGGAUGAAACUGGUGAUUUGUUAAGAGCUGAAUCCUCAAUUGAUAAUAACACACAUCGUAUUUAUCAACGAAGCGUAGCAAUUAGUCCAAUACCUACCUCCUGCACAUCCAAUUUCCCAUUAGAAAUCUAUUCACAGGAUUCAAAUUCUAUGGACAGAGAAGUGCAACAAAUACAGAUUGCCUCAAACAUAACUGAACUACAGACUAGAUGUAUGAAUGAGUCAACCCUAAAUGAGCUACAACCAGAAAAUACUUUAAAAGAGGAUACAAAGGCAUCAAACAAACGGAAAAGUAAACACAAACUGCUAGAUCAAAUACAAGAACUUAUACCGGAAGUUAAUUUAAACAAAAAGAAACGAAAGGCUUUGAAAAGACUACUAAAAAAUAACAAUCCUCACAAAAAUUCGUAUGAAACAAGAAAAACGCAACAGCUAAAUGAUUUUAAAAACAACUCAUCAAUUGUUUUGCUACCAAAUGAAACUGACAAUGAUGAGACCAUUGAAAAUGCUGUUGAUUUUCUAAAAACGUUUGCUGUUACACAGGAGGAAAAUUUUUCAGAAACUGAGAAAAUUUUCUUAGAACAAAGUUCAAUUGAAAUGGUUGACGAACGAAUUAUAGAAAAUAAAAACGUUUAUAAAAGCGAUGAUGAGUUUACAUUUAUAAAACCUAGUGGUAUACCCCGUACAAAACAUGCUUCAGCUACUAGCAAGGACGUUUUUCUAAAGCCCACAACAAAGUCCACCACAAAGCGUAAACAAUCCAAAACUUCCAAAACAAAACAAAUUGAAAACAAAUACCAGUUACUCUUUGGUGAUUCGGAUAGUGAAUUUGAAGAACAAGAAAUGGAAAUGGAAAAUUCAAAAUCUGUGAUAAAGACUCAACUAAAUUUAAGUGAGGGCAAUAACAAUUGUAAUAAUAUAAAUGAAAGUACAAAUCUAGGAAUUGUAAAUACUACAAAUUUUAAACAAAACAAGUACUCAGAAGAUACUAAUUCAAAUGAGGGAAAUAGUUGGAAUCAAACAUGUCAUCUAACCAUAAGAGAUCCUCUUCAAAAUGAAUUGUCAUUACCCAUUAUACCAACACCAGUUUUCGAAAAUUGUUGCGAUAGUGAUUAUAGCUACGAUCGAUUUUCAAUACCAGACUUACCAACACCGUUAUUAAAGAGACUAGAAUGUACACACCUUCCCGAUAUGGAACAAUUCGAAGAAACCAAAGAUUUUAAUUAUCUUCAGUCUGCUGCAGAUUCAAACAAUUAUGUAGAUUCAAAUAUUGAAGUAUGUGAAAAUAAUAUCGAAAAUGAUUUGGAAUUAUCUUCAGAUGAUAGCUGUUGUCAUGGAGAUGUUAAUGAAUUUAAUGACACACUUCCAAAGACUGAUUCCAAUAAACAAAUUGAAGUUCCCACUAUCAGUCAAAAUAACACAAAUAAUUUUAAUAAAAAUCCUUCUGGCUGUCUCCUCGAACAAACACAAGUUAUUGGAACCCAAACUAAUGAGGAAUUUUGCACAAACACAAUAGCCAAAUUAAAGGAAACUUUUAUAACAGCCAAACACUUAGUCAGUAAGAUUGAGUUAAACGUAGAAAAAUGUAUUAAAACCCUGCCAAAUUUAAAUGACUAUGAUGAUGAAGAAAAUUGCUCCAACGAUAGUAUAGAUCGUGCAGAAUUUUGCACAGAACACACCUAUCCAAGUGAUUUUGAAAAAGAUUUGGAACUAUCAUCAGACAAUGAAAGUGUAAUAAGCCAAUGUGAUCAAAUAAAUACACAAACAAUUGAGGAAACAGAAGAAAAAGAUUAUGAAUUUCCCAAUAGUUUCAAAACUUGUACAUCCAAUUCUAUAAUUGAAUCUAGAGAAGACAUCAAUUCUUUUGCAACCGACAAUGAAGAAAGAAGUAAAAAUGUAGCUGAAACAAAAGACAAUCUGUUAGAAAAAGAUAUAAAUUCGUGUUCAAAUGAAUCAAACAUUAUUAAUUUACAACAAAGAACAGAUAACAACUUUGAAGCUAUUACAAAACUGUCCGUGGAGGUAAAAAACUCUAGUACCACCAAAACCAUACCCAGUAAUUUAGAACAAUCACACUCUAGCAAAAAUAAAACAGCAAAUGAGGAAAAUUCACUAUGUUGGUCUAUAAUUACAGUAUCUGAAUCAUCAAUAAACGAUGAAACGUUAAACAAUGAAGAAAUAACUAAAACACUUGAAACGAAAAGCAAUAAUGAAGUUGAUACCAAGACAAAUGGCUUAAGCUGUCUAAAAUUGUUAGAUUUAAAUAGCAUUCAUAGGCAUCUAAAAGAAUCUAGCAAUGUAAUGACAAAUACAACAACAAUUAAUACAAAACCAAACAGUUCCAACGUAAAACAAGUUAGAAAAUCUGAAAAUGAAAUGAAUUUAUUUUGUAGUCCUGCCAAUAAAGAUAUAAAAUAUCAUAAUAUUUCUGUACAAAAUAAUGCAUUAAGAAAAGAAAAUGAUGCAAACCUUCCUUGCAGCUCCAUUAAAGCAGAUUUGAAAACAAAUGGCAAUCGUGAUGAUAAUGAAGUAAUAAAUAUCAGUGAAGAUUAUUCAAGCAUGGAAGAAGAAUGUGGUUUAAAAAGUAAAGAGGUAAAUCUUAUUACAGGCUUUGAAAAUGAUUUAAUAAUCAAUAAAACGUAUACAAAUUUGACCGAAACUGAAAUGAAUUGUAAUUUGGAAACACCAGUGCUCAAACAAGAUCUCUAUUUAUCCAUUGAAAACGAUGAAUCUAUAUUAAAUAAAGAUCUUAUUUCAGACAAGCCUAUUGAUACUGAAGAUGAAACUGAUUUUAAUGAUAGUUUAUCUCUGGACAAUGAAUUAUUGAUCGAUGAAGAACCAAACUACACGAGUGCAAAAGAAUCGGAAACUGAAGAUCUAAACUCUACUAAACAAUCAGAAAUCAGUUGUGAAAGUUGUGAUGACACUAUAAAUUCAUCUAACAUAUCGUGUUUAUUAAAUAGUACUCUCUAUAAUGAAGUUCUAACCGAAUCUUUGAAUCCUAUAGUUGAUGACUUACUUAAGAAUGAUAUGUUGAAAAAAUCAUUGACCACAGAAGAAAACAAACCCAAAAGAGGAAGGAAGCGUAAAAGUGAAUGUUUAGCCGAAGUGGUGCUACCUUGUAAACGUUCACAACGUCUAAAGGCUAAACAAAUAAUACUGGAAGAAAGCAUAAAUCUGAGUAAAACACCCAUAAAACUUGGUAAAUAUACAAAAAUUCGCAAAAAUUUAAAUAAUAUACAAUUAAAUUCACCCUGUAACGAAAAUAUAAAAGACUCAAAUUUAAAAAUGAAAUGCGAAAUAGCAGAAAAUAAUGAAACGUUAGGAAAUGAAGCGCCAUUACAAAUGGGAUUCUUUAGAGAGAGAUUAACAAAAGACCUAAAAGAAGUUGAACCCAACAAUCAUCAACAAAGUACGAUUGCUAAAACUAAUCAAUCUGGAUAUAAGUCAGAGGUCAUUUCUAAUAACAUUCUUAACGAUGCCAAAAUUCUCGAUGAUAUUAAUGAAUUAAGUUUGAAAAACCAAACAACUCCUGAAUUUAUAGUAGCAGAUAAUCCCUCCAAUAAUUCUAUUAGCAAUAAACCUACAGAUUAUUUUGUUUAUACCGAUUCUCCACAAUCUCCGCCACCUUUAGAAACUCAUCAGGAAUUUUUAAAUGAAACCUUUAUAGUCAUACCACAAGAACGUCUGCCAAAGUUCGUGCCACAACAAUACAAUGUAACACUAUUUGAUGCUUUAAUAACAAACUAUAGAACCGAAAACCAAAAACACGUCUUAGAAUCAAUCACCACCAAAGAGCGCCAGCACCAAGAAAACAUUUUAAAUCAAUAUGACAAACAACUUAAAUCGUUUUGUUACAGCGAAAUGGAAUUGGAUCCUAAUUGUACAUCUAUACAGCUUAUUAACCAGCUUUUAAGUAUUUCCCCCGACUAUAGUCUCAUACAGAAAGCCUUAAUAACUGUAGCUCAAAAAGCCGAAGGAACAAAUGUGAACGAAAACGAUCUACCCUCGAUUAUACAAGAAAUGCCACCACGACAUUUGUCGAAAUGUUUGCAGCGCUUAUUUGCGGUCUUAAGAAAUUUUAUUACAAGAAAUUCCAAUUUUUGCCUAGAUUUAAUCGACAAAAUAGAAUUAUUACUCUUCAAUUGGAAACAGACGGAAAAUUUAUCCCUGCAAGCCACACUAAAUGUAACCCAACUCUACCUAAUGGCCUGUAAAGUGCAAGAAUAUGUACAAUUGCCUAAACAUCCUGCUCGACUUUUUAUAGCCAAAUGCCUGUAUUUUUAUUUGCAAAAAUCCACAUUAAUGAUACAUGAGGUACUCAUGUGGUAUCCCACUGUAUUGCCGCAUCGUGAAGAUAAAACAUAUGAUCGUUCGGAUGCCUUAAUAAGCGUUCUACAACAUAUUCUAAUGACCACUAAAUAUGAAAUGGAAAAACCCGAUUUACGUGGUAAAACACUACUCUCCAAGCUGCGCUAUGAAUAUCAUUUUGAACCCUUCAAACCCGCUCUAGAUGAAGUCAUCAAUGUUUUAGUGGAGAAAUUAAAAAAUUCCAAGUUUUACAAUAUAUCCCUGGCCUAUGGUUUAUUGUGCAAACGUUUAGGAGUGCCAAGAACGCAACAUAUUGUCCUAAUACAGCAUUUGCUGCCACUCGCCAAUGAAUACUAUAAUUUGGCUUUAACAACUGAGGACUAUGAUAAACGUAUAGCAGUAUUAUUGGAAAUUAUAUCCAUGAUUGUAAAACCAUUUCCAAUUGAAACCGAUACAAAACUCUAUUUCAAUGAAUUUGCACGUUUUCUAAAUGCUUUUGAUCGUCAGCUUAUUCAAGAAGCCGCCUUGUGUUCCAUACUACGUUUGCAACGUUUCAAUAUGGAAUAUUGUUUUAAACUGCUGCGUCACUUUCAACCCACCUACGAUUUGAAUCCUCACACUCAGGCAAUGUUAAAGACGUUUUUACAUCGACGUCCUUUAACAUAUUGGAAGAAUUUGAAGUCACAAAAUCCUACAAAUUUAAUUUAGUUAUUAUACAUAGUAAGUGUUAAUAAGUAAUUUAAUAAUAUUCUUUUAAGUCUGUUUUAUUAACAUAAGUAAUUUUUAAGAAAAUAAAUAAAUAAAUGCAAUAUUUGCUAUUUAUAAAGAAUUUUUAAAAUAGUAGAUUAGUUUACAAAACAAUUAUAAA